CUAAUCGAUCGGGACGUGUGCCAAGAUUUAAUUUAUUUGGUGGCUCGGACUCAACUGGAUCAAAUAAUAAUGGCAAUAUGCUAGGGUUAGGCAAAUUAUUUAAUCCUAAAUCAACCACAGUCGAAAAUGAGUUCAAAGCACCUAGCACUAUCCAAGCAACCCAGUCACCUAAUAUAUCACCCACCACAAUCGCACCUGAUACACAAACUACGCAACCAGGUAUGCUGGAUCUGGUUGACCCGUUUGGUUUGACUAACAUAGUGGGGUCCGUAGUAGACAAAACAGUAUCCGGUUUGGAUCAAACCAUGAAGCAAGUAACCACCUUGGCAAAUAGUACUAUAACCGGGGAUCCAGAUAUAUUAAAUCUGGUUGACCCGUUAGGUUUAAUUAAUAUGGUGGGUUCAGUUGUUAAUAAUACUCUCACCGGGGUCAACCAAGCUAUAACAAAUGCAUUAGACAUUGUGCCAACAACAUUUAUCGACAAACUUAUUUAUCAAGCAAAACAUUCAUCGAUUAGUGGUAUACCUAUUAUUGGAGAUGUAGUUAUGUCUUUUCUGUAUGCUAUU
This is a messenger RNA of Oppiella nova, 566 nucleotides long. NCBI's taxonomy places the organism in Eukaryota, Metazoa, Arthropoda, Arachnida, Sarcoptiformes, Oppiidae. The record is from the annotation of a GenBank genome assembly.